AUGCGCACUGGUGAAGCACUAAAGUUCCAUCACCCAGAUGAUGCGAUUCCGAUUGACGACGGAAAAACUGGAUAUUGGUGGUGUUCCACAACUCCGGAUUUUGACCGUGACGGUCUGUGGACACGGUGUCGACCUCAGCAUGCUUACAUGUUACCAUGCCACUUUCCCACGCGUUUAUCCAGCAGUAUCCCUGUGGGCGGAAUCGUUCGCGGUUUAGAUCGUGAAUGUCAACCGAUUGGAGGUAACUGGUUGUGUCGCACUGAGCUAAAUCAACUGAGAGAGUGUCCAAAGCAACGGGAUAUCAGAUCGGAAAAUGUCGAACAACAAACGGAAGGCGGCAAUGACCCAGGCUAUCCGUGCUAUUUUCCAUUCCAGGCAACGGUUCCUAUAUUAUCCGCUAAUGGUAACUGGGUUGGGAAACCCAGUAAACGGAACCUUACUCACUGUUUGCCUGGUAUAGAGAAAUCUGAGUUCCACCCGGAAUUUAUUUUUCCUCCAUGGAUCGGAUAUUGGUGUUCGACCACAGCAAAUUUUGAUGCAGAUCAUUUGUGGACCCGCUGCUCCAUCCAUGCCGCUGAGAAAAACGCUUUAUUUGCGCACACCAUCUUUCAAAGUGGACAAACGUUGGCACAUUUGUGGUCGUACAUCCACUGGUUAAAUUGGCUUUCGAAUAGCGAAAGUAGCAAAUUAGAUCCCUCUACUUUGGCAUUUAGCACAGAAUUCGAGAAUGCUCUGAAAGAAUUGAAUUUAUACCGCACUCAAUGGGAGAUUGCACAUUCAACAGAAGAUAACGUGGAGCUGCAGUGGUGGACGUGGCUCGCACCAUUUUGGUGGACUUCCUACAGGCUUAAUCACACGAACCGGCUGGAUGGCUUGUUGAGACACUCGACACAAACAAACGAAGAAAGUAAUCCUCUGUCAAAAGGAUUUCAGUUACCACAAUGGGUGGAAUCUUGGACCAGUGGUGUCAGCUGGUCCAAUUCCGGUAAAGAAAUGAACGCACGCUGGAAAAAACUGAAGCUAAUUGUGAGCUCUCAGUGGUAUAAAUCCUGGUUCACGGCCUACCUACUGGGUAUAUUAACUGCUGUUGGGGUGAUCGUUACAAUGCAUUUACUGUUUUUUGCUGGCAUUGAGAGACGCAAACGUGAGGCAGUAUUUCAAAUCAUGUGCAAAGAUAGAGGGAAAAAUCCUAAGCAAUAUGACAACGUUACCGGCGUCCCGCAAGAUGGCACUUUACCUGGCUAUCCUUAUUUUUCCCGCCCAGGAAUUUGUUCUGAUGAAUUGGAUGCUGGAGUAGGUUCCCAACCUAGUGGACAAACGCGUCCCAACUCUUAUUCUUCCCAAAGUUGCUUUUUUCACCCUUUCUGCCAUGCGGAGGAAACUGACCAACAUAAAACGGAUUGCAUAAAAGUUAUGAAUAUAGUUCUGGAGAACAGUGACAACGAAGGAGUAAAUUGUCAGACAAACAUAAACACAGACCGCUCAUCAGCGGUGCAUUUUCCCUGUUGGAGUUGCACCAAAUAUGCAACCUGUGUAUGGCACUACCUGUCCAUAAGAGAGGCACUAGAUCGAGUCCACGGUGAUUUACGGAAAAAUGAGAUGUGUAACUCGGUCACUUGGCAGCAUCUGUGCGAUCUAAUAUGGAAACACCGACAACCAACACUAACCAAUUGCGAAUUUUGUCGUUCCAUGAUUGACAGCACAUACGAAGUCCCAGAGCGUGAUGAAGAAUGUCCACGCGAGCUUACAUGCCCGAAUAGAGUAACAGAGCCUUGUGUUGAACCCUCUGCCCCACCUCCAAGUUAUGAUCAAGUUGCAAAAUAA
Molecule: messenger RNA, 1824 nt
Organism: Dicrocoelium dendriticum
Lineage: Eukaryota; Metazoa; Platyhelminthes; Trematoda; Plagiorchiida; Dicrocoeliidae
Source: the annotation of a GenBank genome assembly